Rosa rugosa (rugosa rose) is the source of this 14138-nucleotide messenger RNA. Its product is annotated as putative disease resistance protein RGA3. The record is from RefSeq and is a predicted model, not a curated record. The coding region runs from base 8615 to 11482 and encodes 955 amino acids. Gene Ontology annotation, biological process: defense response to other organism. Lineage: Eukaryota; Viridiplantae; Streptophyta; Magnoliopsida; Rosales; Rosaceae. The transcript has 23 exons. Gene Ontology annotation, molecular function: ADP binding; protein binding.
UGCAUUGCCCUUCUCCACUACUCCCCCAUCAGAUUGAUAAUGAUUUGAAGAAAAAGAAGAUGACCCAGCUACUAGUCCCGGUUUGAACCUGAACCCGAUCGAGGCUUACCCAAUUGAGGGUUCGGGGUCCAGCAAAGAAACCAACGGUCUUGUUGCAGUUUCUUCCGGGGCAAUUGGGUCAAGCUUAUUAUUGUUUUUGGGCCUUUUCAGUUAUGGCCUAAUAAAGAAAAAAAGGCUUCUGGUUUUUGCUGUUGUUGCUUUGUUUCACAGUUCCCAUUCAAAAAAGGAAAAACCUUAUUUUUCUGCUACUGUUGCUUUGUUUGGAGUUUUGAGCUAUCUCACCCUCUUAUGUUUAUUCAGAGAAACAAAGGCAAGAAGCUGUGCAUCGAUCACGCUUCAAUACCGGAUUCAGUACACUGCUAGCAAUGCUGAUCGCCCAUAUUGGCUUGAUUUCCCCAACCAAAGACUGCCUCAUAAACUGGCAAUUAAUCAGCCCCAACUCAUAAGGUCUUAGACAAUAGUAUAUAGCUCACUGUUUUUGAUACAUCGACAUUGCACCAGUGCUGAAUGCUUCAUACAUAAGAUACUGCUUCAAUAUGAAAUCAAGCUUAAAUUAAUCAACAUGAAAUCAGAACAUGCAAAUCAAAGCCAUCAUGAAAUCCAUCUUCAUAAGCUCGAAGCAGUUUUACCAUGAACUUUAUAGAAAACUACCCAUAAUAUUACUAUCAGUAGUGCUACAGAAUUAGAUAGCAUGUAUUUGAUAUAACUAUAUAUAUGCACCGGAUGAUGCAAAGAAAUAUUUGGAAUUUUGAAUCCAUUUCUUUUCUUCUUUUUUUCUUCUAAUUUUCAAAUAUUGACAUGUAUAAAUUGCAUGUAGUAGUCUAACCAAAGCAUUGGUUAUAGGCAGUAAUGCUUCCUUUCUACCUCAGAACCGAUUUUUUGUUCUUCCUUUUUGGUAGGAAGAGGAGGAUUAGCAGGCUUAGUCGAUUAAUGUCUUCUAUUUAUGAGAGUAUGACUAUGUAUUUAAGUUCUUCUUAUGUGCAGCUUUAAGUUGAGUAAUAAAUUUCAGUUUUCACCAGUUAUGUAAACUCAAUCUUGAUUUUGUUCAUGUGUUCAAUCUUUGAGGAUAUGCAGAGCUAACCAGAAAUGAACAAGUUUGAUAUAACAUUAAGCUACAGAAUGUGGGCUUUUGCCAACUUUUGUAGUGGGUAGGUAGUUGAGGUUGACCCUAACGUUGGUGUAGCUGACUCAUGCCAUGAAAAAAAGGAAAAGAGAGAAGAAAGAGAAAUUGGUGUGGUUGAAUAUUGAUGACUUGAGUACUGAGGAGUCUCUUAAACUUUGUGGCUGUAGGUGCAUGGUUUUCAAAAUUUCAUCAAUGUAUUUAAGAUAACUGAAAAAUUGAGUUGAUCUUUUGUGACAUUUUAUGGAAUUACUUCAGCUAAUUGUUGCAGUCUCUGCUAUUGUUCUUAUUCUUGUUCUUCUUCUUCUUCUUUUAUUUUAUUUUAUUUUAUUUUUUCAAGCCCAAUUUUUGUCAAAGGCCUCACAUUUUAAUUCUUUAUUUAUCUAAUUAUUUACUUAUUUUCAAGUAGUUAUGGAUACAUAUAUAUUUUGGUCAAAAUAACCUUUAGCUUAGGAGAUUGAGACCACAGUAUAUAUGUUUACUGGUUAUUAUAAUACUAAAGGGAAAAAAACAUAAACCCGCAGCAUCACGCGGGCGAGUUGCCUAGUUGAAAUGAUAACUAUAUUACUUCUUCCAACAUCUAAAUCAUUCAUCCAUUCACACUUGAAAUACUUGAAGCUCAGAACGGAGCUUUAUGAUUAGUAAAGACAUUCAAGUAUGCAGUGGUCUAAUAUUGUUUCUUUCAAGUCUUUGGAGCUAUGGACAAAAUUAAGUUUUUUGCAUGAAAUAGUCAUGGAGAUGAUAAUAUUGGUUAUGGAAAUAGCAGAAAAGCUUGCAAGCACUCUUCUGUAGACGAAAUUGGGAGGUCAGUUCUUUUAAGUUCUGAUGAUUGGAGUCGUCAGACAAGAUGAUCCCUGGCCCUUUGGUACUCUUUAUGCUGUGCAUAAUUUCUGGAUACAAAUUUCCACUACCCUUAGGUUGUAUGGUACAGAGUACAGACUGCCUUCAUUUAAUUCAGCUUAUAGACAAUAUACGAGUUCUUUAACUAUGUAUUCAUUUGUACAGGAAAAUUGCAUCAGCUCCCACAUCCACUACUCAGAUUUAAGCUAAAAGCAUCGACAAUGUCAUUGGAAUUUCAAGCUGAUGGGUUGAUACAUACUCUGGUAAGCUACACAGAUCUAAUCAUAACUUGAAGUUUCUCAGUUUAUAAUUUUGAUUUAUGAAGGAGUGGAAGUAUAGUCUCUGAGUUAAAUUUGAAAUUGCAAGCAGCUCGUUUUUUGAAGAUGCAUUGUAAGUCUAUUUCUUUUAUCCAUUAUCUUUUACCAUUCUAGCUAGAUAAUGGCUUUUUUAUAUUCUUGUUUAAACAGUGGGUUUAUAUUGUAUUCAGAUCGUUAACUUUCACAUACUCUAUGCAUAGUCAGACGGUGAAGAAAAAGUACAUAUAUUGAGAUACACAUUUCAUAUUUUGCAAUUGCAAAUAUUGGUAAUUUGAACUGUGUUCUACCAUUUUGUGUCUUGAUCAAGAUAUGCCAUCCUUCUCAAGGUGUUUAAGUCAUUGCAUCUUGCCAUCACAAUCCAAUCGAUUUCAGGUGCUGUUAUCAAAAGAUCAUUCUAUUCUAGUCCUGCUAGAGAAAUUGAACCAUCUGCAAAACAGCACUUUAUGUCAGAGGUUAUCGGGCAAUGAUAAUGCAGCAUCCAGAAAACUAUAGCACCUGUUGAUUACUCUUCACCUAUCUCAAGUAGUUUCUCAUCAUUGGUUCUUUGUUAUCUUUUAGAGGGACGUGUUUAUUCACUGGCUAGUUUGCCAAAUUAUAAUUUUACUACACGGGGGAUAUAAGAUCCCUGCUUUUGUCGGUUCAACUUCUGUCUUCAUUGUUUUUAUAGCUAUAUCGAUCACUGUUUGUUUGAUCUCUUUUUAUAGGAAUGUUACUAUGCACUUGAAGUGAUUAAUUGGUUAUGAAAUUGAUACUGGCAUCGAUCAUUCAUCAUGUGGAUUGCGAUAUUGCUUGUGGCUUGUGCCCAAAUAGUACUGCACUAGUGCUAUGCCAUCUAGAAAGUAAGAAUGAAUUUUUUUGUGAUCAUACUUUAAAGUUUAAACCUAUCAGAGUCCAUCUUAAUUAUUCUAGGUAGAACAUUACUUCCAUUUCUUUUGGCUGUCAAAAUUACUUGAUAUUUAACAUUAAGAAUUUGUUGCAUAGCUCCAUGGUUGCAGCUAUUAUAGUGUCGCCGAUGUUUUUGCUGUUUUACAUGGACAUAAAAUUUGCAGUGCCAGCACUUGCUGUUGAACAAAUUCAGUGCAAGUGCAGUGGUCUUCACAGACACUUGAAAGCUCUUCUUUCUGUGGUGUAUGUUUCUGUCUCUGCUGGAUCCUCUUCCAGUCUUCUACCCCCAAAGUUCACUUAAGUGCACUUGGUAAGUCUUAACUGAACCUGUAGAACUUUUGGCUUGUUUUAUUGGAGAUAUAUAUUUGCAUGUCGAAAGGCAGCCAUCACCCGUUUCAUAGAAAUCUUGCAUUGCCGCAAAAUACCUUGGAUGGAUUGAAAUUGAAAAGGUAUGUCAGUUAACAUGGUCAAAGUUGCGUCGAUCAGUUCAGUGUGCCAGUGAACAUCAUAUUUAUUUGUGGUCAUAUUCUCUUUGCUCUCUUUUAUUUUAGACUUCACUUUGUUGGUAAAAGUCAUGUUGGAGGAAAAGCCAUGUGUAGUCUGGACAGCUCUCGUUGUAAAAUCAUAUUUCUGACAUGCACGGUAAGCUGAAUUCGGCAACGCUUAUAAGACUCUUAUGUAACUUUCGAAUCUAUAGAAGCUAGAUUGGAAUUAGCUUACUCAUCUAUAUAAUUGGUUGGUGAUUUUCAGAUUUUAUAUUAUAGGAUGUAUAUAUCUGAUAUCAUAAGUAUGUGUAUGACUCUCUAUGAUCUAAGAUUGUUCCAUUUAUGUGUUCAAAGUAUGGGGAUGGUCAUAUUAAAGCAACUGAUUGUUCAUGUUAUUUAUCGUUAUGUAUAUCUCUUAUUCAUAUAUUGUAUUUAAGGGGAAUAAUCAGCUGAUUUUACUUUCACUUGGAAUAAUUGCUACUCAGUAGGCAUGAUAUUUCCGAAGACCUUUAUGCUUUUGUAUAUCCGAAAACUAAUCAUCUGCAUUUCUUUAGUCCUUGGGGUUUUGUUAUCUGAAAAAAUUCUUCUACUCUGAAUUGUUCUACUUAGAAAUUAGUGAUUAGGCUAUCACUCUAACAUGUUGUUCCCCAUAGAUUGCUUCUAAUUUCUUUUUCUUACGUUAGUUGGUAGUGGCUAGCUAGUUUGAGGCUUAGUUGAGCAACCAUCACUAUACCACAAAGUUAAACAGACGACAGUUCAUUAACUGUCAUUUGAAUGAAAAAGCUGCUAUUGUCUAGUAGCUUGUUGUCUGAUUGACCUCAUUCAGACGACAGGUAAGAACCAUUGUCUAUUCAAAAUUCACACAACAUAUAUAGGUAAGUAUGUGUCAUCUGAAUAUUUCCAAAUUAAAAUAAUUAGGUUAAACUAUUGUCUGUUACAAACUCACACAACAGUUCAUUAAUUGACUGUUGAGAAAAAUUAUAUUACACCAACAGUUUUAGGAAAACUGUGUUGUGUGUGAUGAAUCUCAGACAAGCGCAACACAACUAUAUGAUGUUUGAAAUGAAUGUCACACCACAUUGUUGGAAUGGCUCUGUUGUCUGAAAUGAAUCUCCAACAUCAGAAUAUUUAGGAAUCUCUAGUCCCUAUAUAUAUUUACCAACUAUUACUAAUUUGUUUGUGUUAUAGGAUUUGCAUAAGAUAUAACAGUGCGCUGAUGGUAUAUGUCGUCUAACAGCAACUCAAACCACAGUUUUUAUUAUAUUUAGCUGUGUUAAAUGAAUCUUAGUCAACAUAUCAUUGUUACAUCUGUUGACUGAAUUCAAUAUCAAAUGAUAGUAAUUUUGUUAUAUAUGUUACCUGAAUGUAGGUCACACAAUAUUAAAUUUGUUAUUUCUGUUGUAUAAAAUGAAGUUCAAACCUUCAGACAACAUGUAUUAUUUGCUGUUUUUAGAUGUGUUGUAUGAGUGAAUCUCAUACAAUGGUUUUGUGAACCCUUCUGUUGUGUGAUACCUUUGGAAACUACAUUUAUCUGACCUAUAUAUGUUGUCUAAAUUGACUUUGCACAAUUGUUGCAAAUAUGAACCAAAUCUAAAAUAAAACAUUGUCAUAUAUCAAUGUCAUAUUUCUUACAUUGCCAAUCCAAAACAUUUCCAAAAGUACAUAUCCAUAUCCAGAUAUGAUCAAGUCCAACAAUCCUAACCAAAAGUAACCUUAAUCUAGCAAGUAUAACAUUUCCAAAAGUAUAUAGCCACAGUCUUUGCUGGUAUGUUGCUCCGGAAUACCCUAUGAACAGUAUAAGAGGAAACUUGUGAGAUACAUGAAGGAAAUAGUAAGUGGAGGAUACGAAUCUUCCGUAAAGUAUGCAGCUUGCCUUACAUAUCCUCCUAUUCUCACUUCCAUUGCAACUACUUAGAGCAUUCUUUCCCCUGCCAAGUUUGACCAAGGCAAUAGAAAAGUUGAUUAACUUGAUGCAUCUAAACGUUGGGGGUUGUAAUAAGCUGAGGUACCCACCAACAGGGAUUGCAUUCAUUGCAAGUUUGAAAGAAUUACAGAAAACUGUGUGUGAUUUAUACAAUCUAGAAACUCUGGUCCUUGUUGGAUGUCGUAGACUUAAGAAACUACCCAAUGCCAUGGGAAAGUUGACUAGCUUAAAGCAUCUAUAUAUUUGGGAUUGUGAUAAGCUGAGGUACUUACCGACAGGGAUUGCAAGUUUGAAAAGUCUGGAAGCACUAGACAGCUUUUAUGUAUGUGAGGGUGAUGAUGAAGCAUUGAAAUUAGGAAAUCUCGGAAUCAUGGACCGGCUUCCGGCAUCUAUAUAUUGGGGAGUAAUGCGAAAGAUGAUGCGAGUGAGAUUGAGAAAGCACAGCUGGUAAUAAGGAGCACCUCUCUCAUUUGGGAGUACGUUUCCAUGAAGGAUAUGAAGAGCAGAGAAAAGGUGAUGAAGAAAUAGUGAAAGCAUAUUGCAACCACAUCAAAUUUUUAAUCUUUAUCCAUAUAGAAUUGCCAUGGCACCGCCAAGUCUCUCCAUUGGAUCAGGCCAUUACACAAGUUGAGAGAAGUUAAUCUUGAAGGGUGGCAAUUUUGUGAACUUUUGCCUCCUCUUGGAAAAUUGCCAUCUCUUGAAAUUCUGGAAAUUCAGUGGAUGGAAUGAUGGAUAAUGUGAAAAAGGUGGGAGUUGAAUUUCUGGGAAUACAAGAAGAAGUCUCAAGAAUUCUAUUCCCCAGAUUGGAACGACUUUCUUUUCGUCUCAUGCCCAACUGGGAAGAGUGGGAAGGAAUUGUAAAGGAUUCUUCUGAAAUCACAAUAAUGCCAAUGCUUUCUUCUGAAUUGUAAAGGAAUUGUAAAGGAUUCAAAUACUCUGCAAGUUUGCAUUCUGUUCACAAUUUGCAAUAGGAAUAUUAUCAGUAAAGGAUUCAAAUACUCUGCAAGUUUGCAUUCUGUUCACAAUUUGCAAUAGGAAUAUUAUCAGUUGUUUACUUUAAUCAUUGUAUCUUCUUUCUGUAGUCCAACGCUUAAAGACUUGUUCAACUGCCAUAAGAUGAUUUAACUCCAAUCCAGCUUGAUCAACACAUCCUAUGCAGGCGGUUGCAAACCAUAAAGUGCCCCUUCCUUCAUCCUCAGAGCAAAUCAUUUUGCCUUCGACGAUGAUAUGAUCCAUCUCUUUACUUGGCGUACUUCUGAAUGAUGGGCUUCCAUGUCAUCUGAUGGAUGCACACUGCACUCAGGUUCUUCAUGCAGAACUUGCAAAUGGGGUAUGUGCAAGUCAAUCAGGAUAUGUUCUCCCGACAGAGAAUCUUAAGUUACACUUGUGGACCACAUUGAUGCUUCUAGGACUAAGAAUGUCAUUGGAGUUGUCAAGCUAAUGAAGCUAUCUAGAUAGGUCGUGACUGAAUUAACUUGUGAAGUUGGAGUUUAUCCAAUCUGAUGUGCUUAUGACAUGUUGGGGGUAUGGAGGGAUUGACUAGUAAUUGGGGUUCAGAAGCAUUUUCUACAAUCUGUAUCUUAACAAUAAGCAGCAGGCCGGGAGCCUGGUAUUUGGUGUUUGUGCAAAUGGACCGUUCAAAUCCUUCCACCUCAAUCGUUGAAGGCUACUUGAAGGAUUAUGCAUCACAGGGUCUUUCACCAUAAAGGAAAUUUGGAAUGCAUUGAACUGAUUGAAGUGGUCCUUAGCUAAACUAGGCUGAGGCUUUUUUUGGAAUGGACACGAUCGCGGAUUGGAAGCUUUUCGUACAAUCUGCAUCCUAACAAAAAACAUGGAGCUGGAGAAAUGGUGUUUCUGUAGCUGUACUCAGUGGACAUCCUCUGCAGUCACUAUGAAACCAUUCCACCUUACCAUCAUGAAAGAUGGACAGAAAAAUUGCAGUGCCAGCACUUGCCGUGGAACCAAUUAAGUGCAAGUGCAGUGGUCCUCACAGAGACUUGAAAGCUGUUCUUUCGAUGGUCUUCACAGUACCUACAACAAUUUUUGGUUUUCCUUUUUGCAACAAAUUGUCCUUAAUUUUCAUCUGCUCGAAAAACUUUUAUAUAUAAGGGAAUAUGUUAACAACUUUAAAAUUGAAUGACUGUCAUGUUUGCUAUGCAAGACUAAAAUCUUUCCUGUCCUCUGUAAAAAUCAAUUGCACAAUACGAGAGUAGAAGAAAAACUAAAAGGGAAAGCAAAGCUACAACUCAAUUGCCAUCUCACCCUAGCAUAGUGCAUAGACCAACUAAUAUGGCGUUCAAUUCAACCUUGAUCAACUGGAGAGAAGCAACUAAUGUUGGCCAGUGCCAGGCUCCAAAUUAGACAGAGUUGCAACACGACCUUGGUCUCUGUAGUUGAUUGUGGCUUGCUUUUUGUCUCUAUGGAAUCAAAAGCAUUGGUUCCAUUAUUAAUCAUGCGCUUAGGUCCUCGUCAAGCUUUACUCACCAGCAUUGCAUAUUCUUUACUCAAGUGGCUCUGAACAGAGAGACAUGAUUCAUCAAUCUGUGGGUCAGCUGGUCAGCAGUCGGCCACAUGCAGCAAAGACAAUAGCACAGCACCAAUAAUUGUUGCUUUUCUGCAUUUUUUGCUUUUUCGUUUCUCACAUUUCUCUUUUUACUUGCAAUCACUUUCAAACUCAUGCCUGCAACUAUGGACCAAAAUAAUGCCUUACAGAUGGAGUAAAGACUAAGAAUAGGUAAACACAGUCAUUAGUGUAGUUGUCGUGGCUCAGACCAGAAAAAAUAAAGUUGUGGCUAUGAAGAAAUUGCAGGGAAUUUGUGGGGAUUGAAGAUAUUUGCCCACCAAUAAUUCUUCAAACCUCAUCAUAUAAAGCUGGUUCAGGGGAGUAGCAUAUCGCCACACCAGAAAACCUUCUUACCUGAAGCAAGUCCAUUUUCUCAUUUCUCUUUUUCUUUCCUCUGACAAUCAAUUUCCGAACACCACAAUGGCUGAAGCACUUGUAUCCUUCCUUGUAGAGCAGUUGGGUUCCUUCAUCUUCCAACAUGUGGAACAAAAUGUGAAACUUGUUGUGAAUGUCAAAAAAGAAGUAGUCAACCUUACCCUCAACCUCAAAACUAUUCAAGCUGUGCUGGCAGAUGCAGAGAGGAGGCAAGUCAAGGAGGACAGCGUGAGACGCUGGCUCAACAAUCUGAAAGAAGUGUCGUACGAGGUAGACGAUGUGGUGGACGAGUGGAGCACUGAAAUCCUGAAACAACAAAUCGAGAACCAAGGUGACAAUGCUAUUGUACCUAACAAGAAGGUAUAUUUCUCUAUUCCCUUCCGUUGUCUUGGUACUGGCCAAGUCACUCGGAUAAUUUCUCGUCGUGACAUUGCUGUGAGGAUAAAAGAGUUGAAUGAGAAGUUAGCUUUGAUUCAUGAACAGCAAAAAUUUUAUAAGUUCCUUCAAAAUGAAAUAGAAUUUGAGCAACCUGAACGAUUGAAAAGUUUCUCAAUUGUCGAUAAAUCUGGGACAUUUGGUAGAGACUACGAAAGGAAUAAACUAGUAAGCGAGUUAGUGAGUGAGAAUAGUGAAGAAAAGAAGACGCCUCUUGUCAAAUCUAUUGUAGGUAUGGGGGGGAUAGGCAAAACAACUCUUGCCCAACUAGCCUAUAAUGAUGAAAAAGUAAAUGCUUGUUUUCAGACAAGAAUAUGGGUUUGUGUCUCAGAACCCUUUGUACAAAUUGCGGUUGCCAAAGCCAUCCUUGAGGGUCUUAAGGUAACUGCCCCAAAUUCAAAUGAGUUGGAAACUUUUGUUCAACUUAUAUCUGACUCGAUUAAGGGCAAGAAGUUCCUUCUUGUCCUAGAUGAUGUUUGGGACUCAGACCAUAGAAAGUGGGAGCCCUUCUUGACAACAUUAGGGUGUGGUGGCUCAGGGAGUAGAAUUUUGGUUACAAUGCGAAUAACGCAAGUUGCUAGUACACUGGGAGCAACUAGUGACCACACAAUCCAUUUGAAGGAGUUGGGUGAAGAAACUUGUCGGUCAUUAUUCUAUCACAUUGCAUUUUUUGAUGAUGAAAGAAAAGAGUCUAAAAAGUUUGAAGAUAUUGGUAAUGAAAUCGUGAAAAAGUGCAAAGGCUUGCCUCUUGCUGCUAAGACUUUGGGUAGUCUAAUGCGGUGUAAGAAAACACUGCAACAAUGGGUAGAGGUUUUGAAUAGUAAGAUAUGGGAAUUACAAGAGUUUGAGCAGCAAGUCUUCCAACCGUUAUUACUAAGUUACUAUGAUUUGAAACCAUUGUCCAAACGUUGUCUUUUGUAUUGUGCUACAUUUCCUAAAGAUCAUGUGAUUGUUAAGGAUAAGUUGAUUGAGUUGUGGAUGUCACAAGAUUAUCUUGAAGUCAAAGGAGGAAAUAAAGAAAAGACAACAGUAGGUCAAUGGUGUUUUGAGAACUUAGUAACGCGGUCUUUCUUUCAAGAUAUUGUGGAAGAUUCUGAUGGGAACAUUGAAAGUUGUAAAAUGCACGACAUCGUGCAUGACUUUGUGCAAUAUUUGACCAAGGAUGAAUGCUUUAGUAUGGUGGUUAAGGGUGCUAAUGAGAGAAUGGAGUUACCUGGUGAUGAAGUCCGUCAUUUGUCUUUAAUGUUUGCACCCAAGGGUCCAUUUCCUGUUUCUUCUCUCAACUGUAAGAGUUUGCGCACUCUCACAGCUUUUGAAUCGAAACUCACUAGCAUUGGCGUAGAGUUGAUUUCGCAAUCAAAAAGCCUUAGGACUUUGAAUUUGAGUGAAAACUCGAUUCGAGAAGUUCCAAAGGAGAUUGGUGGAUUGAUACAUCUGAGAUAUCUGGACUUGUCUGAAAACCAUGAACUGAUGGAAUUGCCCGACAGUUUAUGUGAUUUAUACAAUCUGCAAACGUUGCGAGUUGUCAACUGCAGUGAACUUGUCAAAUUUCCCGAUGAAGAGGCAAUGAGAAAGCUAACCAAGUUAAAGCAUCUUUAUGUCUAUCGGUGCUGUCGUCUAAAAUCAAAAGGGAUAGGGAGGUUAACCGGUCUGCAAAAGCUAGAUGUGUUUCAUCUAAAUGGUUAUAGGGGUGAGGACAAAGAAGGGACGUUGAAGUUGCAAGAUUUGGAAAACUUGAACCAACUUGAAGGGAGUCUUGAAAUUGCACACUUGGAGUCUGUGGAAGAUGCGAGUGAGGGUGUAAAGGCAUGUUUGAGUGAGAAACAUCUCCUUCAUCAUCUGCAUCUAGAUUUCUUAUGUUUCGGUCUAUGUUAUCAUCAGGGGAAAGAAGAAGGGAGGGGCCAAAAUGAUAGAGAAAUACUGAAUGGGCUGCAACCACAUGGAGGUUUGGAAUCAUUGACCAUCCAGAACUGCCAGCUGGCUACUUCUCCGUGUCCUGAUUGGAUCUUGUCUUUACAUAAUCUGACAAGUCUUGUCCUUUCUGACUUCGGUAAUUGUGAGCUGCUUUCGGGUCCAUUUGGGAGAUUGCCGUCGCUUGAAUCACUUGUAUUUCAGGGGAUGGAGAAAGUGAAAAAGGUGGGAGUGGAGUUAUUGGGAAUUGAAGAAAGAGAAUUACAAUCAUCCUCCUCCUCGUCUUCUCUUAUUUUAUUCCCCAAAUUGAAAACCCUCCAGUUCUGGCGGAUGAGGAACUGGGAAGAGUGGGAAGGAGUGGGAGGGGAUUUUCAGAAUAAUAUUACCAUAAUGCCCUCCCUAUCUCGCUUGGUACUUAACGGGUGCUCCAAACUUGGUACGCUGCCCGACUUCCUGCGCAAGACACCACUACUACAGAGCGUGACCCUCGUGGCUUCUCCAAUUCUCGAGGGUAAAGUCGGGGACAAAACAAUUGAGGAGUGGGUAUUCUCCAAUUCUCAGGGGUAAAGUCGGGGACAAAACAAGUGAGGAGUGGGCCAAGAUUUCUCACGUCCCAGACAUCCAAGUGGAGGAAUUCUGAUUUCAGGCGGCGAGUUGUUGAGUGGUCUUGUCUUCUAGCAGGCGACAAAUCAAGCUGUAGGCUGUGAGCUUUCUUUCUUCCCUACAAAAUAGUAGCUGUUAUACAUACUCUACAAACACUGCCGGACUUCCUGGGCGUUACACUUGACAUGAGGUCACUUGAGCUUCUACCUCCUUUAGGGACAUUGCCAUUCCUUGAAGCGUUGGAAAUAAAGGUCAAUGAUAAUGACAUUGCCAUACCAACUGGCCCUGACUAAUGAGGAAUUUAGAAAUCUUUCUUACAUCCCAAACAUCCAAAUUGAUAAUGACCUCUGAAUAUUGAGUGAGGAGCCAGCUUCCACCAAUCUCAUCCACUCUUAUAUUCAGGGAUUGGGAGGGUCAAGCCUCCAAGUUGUAAUGGCUGGAUUCCCCAAGACCGAAUGCCCCCAUCCUCAGGAAAUUUCUUUGGCUCCCACAGCAAGCUAAAAGCAUUUACAAUGGCAUUGGAAUUUCAAGCUGAUGGUUAAUAUACCAAGUAGUUUACAAUCAGGUCCUUACCAACCCUAGGAAUGUUAUAAUCUACUUAAGGCGAUCAGUGGGUAGUGAAAUUAAUAGUAACAACAUUCAUCAUGUGGAUAUUGCUUCUGGCUUGUACCCUAGACUGUUCUGUUAUCCCAUCUGACUAAAAUGUCAGCACUUGCUACUAAACCAGUUGAAUGCGACUGCAGUGUCGCAGACAUUUGAAAGCUGUUCUUUCUGUGGUUUAUUUCUCUGUCCUUGCCGGGUCCUCUUCUGCCCUUCUAUCCCCCAAGUUCACUUGCUUCAGGCUGAGUCCUUGAUCUUUCCCCAAUAUCUAGCAGGGUUGAAGAUCUAAUGCUUCUUCUGAUGCUGGAACCCAGCUCCCCAUCCAGUGGAGAUGUCUGUACUCUGUAGCUUUAUUUCUUCAAGAUUUGGAAAGGCUUGCAAGCAAACUCUUAUGUGGAGGGAAUAGGGAGGUCAGGUCUUUUUAGUUCUGAUGAUUGGAGUCCACUACAAGAUGAUCCCCAACCCUUAUAAACUACGGAGGAAUUCUUCACACUAUCUCGUACUGUACUGCUUAGAUUUAAUCUAAAAGCGUUUACAAUGGCAUUGGGAUUUUCAAGCUGACGACUGGAUAUAUGCUUUGGGAUGUCAUCAUAAGAUCAUUCAACUGUAGUCCAUCUAGAGAAAUUGAACCAUCUGCAAAACAGCAUUUUAUGUCAGAGGUUUAUCUGACAAUGAGAAUGCACCAUCAAGAAAACUCUGCACACAUUGAUGGAUUGAUGAGGUUCUUACUAAAGCAAGGCAUUUUGCUUCACGUAUCUCAGGUAGAUUCUCAUUAUUUGACCUUUGUAAUCUUUUGGAGGGGCUUGAUUAUUCGAUUUCUUGCUAGUUUGCGCAAUUAUAACGUUCGCACAUACAUUAUUAUCUUAAUGACUUAAUCUUUUCGAGGUAUAAAGAGAAGUUAAUUAAGAGUGGAUGUGUCCCUGAAUUCCAUUCCAUGGAAACACUGGGGAUGACCCUAAAUGGCUUGUAAACAUUGAACAGGUAAACUCCUGACAUAUGUAAAACUUGAAGAUUAGCAGUUAGUUCAAAGCUCCAUAUAUAUUGCUUUUAACUUUCUGGUUCCGUUGAAUGUACUAAGGUCGUUGCCUAGUAAAGCAGACGAGGCAUAUCUUCUAGUGUCUGGACUUAAAUCAAAUGUAUUUCAGGAAGCUAUGGAGUUUGUGAUCAUGAGCCGUCACACGAGGAAGUUCGACACCAGAUUGUUUCGUUGGUUAUAUAUUUGUACCUAGGAAGGAAAAUAUUUAAGGUGACUAAAUAGUGGUGAAAUUGAUACUUACAUCAUUCAUCAUCAGGAUUGUGAUGAUAUUGUUUGUGGCUAGUACCCAAGACUGUUCUGUUAUGCCAUCUAGAAACACUUUCCACUGAACUGAGUGAAUGUGCAAUGAUCUUCAGAGACAUUUCAAAGCUGUUCUUUCUGUGAUUCAUCUUGCUGUCCCUACCGGAUCCUCCUCUGCUCUUCUAUCCCCAAAGUUCACUUGGUGAUGUGGUGCUGAAAACCUAUACAGCAAUUGCACAAUACAUGAGUAGAGGUGAAACUAAAUUGGAAAGCAAAGCUACAUCUUCAUUGGGAAUUCUUUUUAUGCCAAUCUCACUCUAGUAUGGUGGUAAACCUCAAACUGCAGAAAACCAAAGUGGCUCUGCCAGACUCCUUUAUGAGUAAACUGAUCUCUUCUCUUGAGGCUUCUGUUGUGUUCCUAGAGAGGAAAUUAUGAACCCAGCUAUCACUCAAUUAGACAAAGUUGCUGGCUAUGUCUCAUCUCAUAGUCUGUAGUUUUCUGUGGAAUUAAUCAAAGCAGAAAAUUUCUGCGUUGGUUCAGCCUGUGAACCAUUAAUUAUUUGCUUAGGUCAUCAAAUGCUUUGUAAAUAGAUGAUUUUGUGAUGUGGAUGAAGAGCAUCCUGAUUGAUUUGCUUGACUACCCACCGGUCCAGGCUGAUUAUUUCUGUUGUACAUCUUAUGAAUAACUUAAUAAAGUUUGAGGUAUUUCAUGAAAAAAUGAAAAGAAGGCUUUUUCUUUACUUA